UCACUAGAAGUUUGAGUAUCACUACUCCUGAACAGAUGAUUGAAAAAGCCAAAGGGGAAACUGCCUAUCUGCCAUGCAAAUUUACGCUUAGUCCCGAAGACCAGGGACCGCUGGACAUCGAGUGGCUGAUAUCACCAGCUGAUAAUCAGAAGGUGGAUCAAGUGAUUAUUUUAUAUUCUGGAGACAAAAUUUAUGAUGACUACUAUCCAGAUCUGAAAGGACGAGUACAUUUUACGAGUAAUGAUCUCAAAUCUGGUGAUGCAUCCAUAAAUGUAACGAAUUUACAGCUGUCAGAUAUUGGCACGUAUCAGUGCAAAGUGAAAAAAGCUCCUGGUGUUGCAAAUAAGAAGAUUCAGCUGGUAGUUCUUGUGAAGCCUUCAGGUACAAGAUGUUACGUUGAUGGAUCAGAAGAAAUUGGAAGUGACUUUAAGCUAAAAUGUGAACCAAAAGAAGGUUCACUUCCAUUACAGUAUGAGUGGCAAAAAUUGUCUGACUCACAGAAAAUGCCCACUUCAUGGUUAGCAGAAAUGAUGUUAUCUGUUAUAUCUGUAAAAAAUGCCUCUUCUGAGUACUCUGGGACAUACAGCUGUACAGUCAGAAACAGAGUGGGCUCCGAUCAGUGCCUGUUGCGCCUAAACGUAGUCCCUCCUUCAAAUAAAGCUGGACUAAUUGCAGGAGCCAUUAUAGGAACUUUGCUUGCUCUGGUGCUCAUUGGUCUUAUCAUCUUUUGCUGUCAUAAAAAGCGCAGAGAAGAAAAAUAUGAAAAGGAAGUUCAUCACGAUAUCAGGGAAGAUGUGCCGCCUCCAAAGAGCCGUACGUCCACUGCCAGAAGCUACAUAGGCAGUAAUCAUUCAUCCCUGGGAUCCAUGUCUCCUUCCAACAUGGAAGGAUAUUCCAAGACUCAGUAUAACCAAGUACCAAGUGAAGACUUUGAACGCACGCCUCAGAGUCCGACUCUCCCACCUGCUAAGGUAGCUGCCCCUAAUCUAAGUCGAAUGGGCGCGAUUCCUGUGAUGAUUCCAGCACAGAGCAAGGAUGGGUCUAUAGUAUAGAGCCUCCAUAUGUCUUGUCUGUGCUUUCCAUGUUCCUUUCCUUUUUUUGAUAUGUGAAAACCUAUUCUGGCCUAAAUUUUGUUCCUAGCCUCAAAAUAUAUCAAAAAAUAAUCAGGAACUGUAAGGAAUAUAUUUUUUAAAAUUUUUGUUUGGUUAUAUUGAAAUAGUUACAGGUAUUAAAGUUAGUAAAGACAAGUUUACCAUCUGAAAAAGCUGGAUUUUCUUUAAGAGGUUGAUUAUAAAGGUUUCUAAAUUUAUCAGUACCUAAGUAAGAUGUAGCACUUUGAAUAUGAAAUCAUAGGUGAAGAAAUUGGUGAACUUGCUUGCAUACCAAGUUGAUACUUGAAUAACCAUCUGAAAGUGGUACUUGAUAAUUUUUACCAUUAUUUUUAGGAUGUGUAUCUCAUUUAUUUAUGGCCCACCAGUUUCCCCCAAAUUAGUGCAGAAGCAUCCAUGACAAAAUUACUUAUGUAUGUUUGUACUUGUUUUUAUAGCUCCUUGGAAAACUCUUGCGUUUGGAAUAUCUCUAAAAACAUAGAAAACACUACAGUGGUUUAGAAAUUACUAAUUUUACUUCUAAGUCAUUCAUAAACCUUGUCUGUGAAAUGACUUCUUAAAUAUUUAGUUGAUAGACUGCUACAGGUAAUAGGGACUUAGCAAACUUUUAUAUGCUAAAGGAGCAUCUAUCAGAUUAAGUUAGAACAUUUGCUGUCAGCCACAUAUUGAGAUGACACUAGGUGCAAUGGCAGGGAUAGAUUUUGUUGGUGAAUAGUCUCAUGCCUUGAGAUCUGUGGUGGUCUUCAAAAUGGCGGCCAACCAGAUCAAGGAUGUAGUAUUUCAUAGUUCCCAACUAAAUACUGGCUUUCCACUUUAGGUGAUAUUUUUAUUAGAAAAAUAUUAUAACUCAUUUAUUGUUUGACAAUUAUAGAUUGAAAUUUCCUAAUUUAUUCUAAAUUUUAAGUGGUUCUUCGGUUUCAGUGCUUUAUGUUGUUUGCUGUUUUUGGAUGGUGUUACAUAUUAUAUGUUCUAGAAACACGUAAUCCUAAAUUUACCCUCUUGAAUAUAAUCCCUGGAUGAUAUUUUUAUCAUAAAUGCAGAAUAAUCAAAUACAUUUUAAGCAAGUAAGUGUCCUCCAUCAAUUCUGUAUUCCAGACUUGGGAGGAUGUACAGUUGCUGUUGUGUGACCAAACAUGUCUUUGUGUAGUUCUGGCAAAUCAAGCUGAGCUUCAAAAAUGUUUGAGUCGUAGUUUUGUGAAAGUGAUUUAUUCUUAAAAAAAAAAGAAAAAAGAAAAAGAAAAAAAGAUAAGAAAAAGGAGUUAAGGGACUACUCCUCCUUGCCAAAUGUGCUAAAUAUCAUUGUAGGAGAAGAAAGUGGAUUUAUUGUAUUUCCCUUAAGAUUGUGAGGGAGUGUGGAUAUAGUAGAAUGAGCCAACAGUCUCUUUAUAAUAAAUACGGUCUGCAAUAAAUUCUUUCACUAGCUCUAAAACCUUUCCCUAGAUUUUAGUAGGGAGUUGGUUUCUGUUAAUAUCUUUGGGUGCUGUGGUGGUAAAUGCUACAUUAUAAACGGUGGCAUGUAUUUACGGUUAGAGUAUUGUGUGUACACUUUUUAAUGGUAAACUUAAGCUGAAUGUGUAAUGGAUUUGUGUAUAGUUUUACAUAUUUGGAAGCAUUUUAAAAGUAGGUUUUAACCUUACAUAAAAUUACUUUUAUACUUGUGUUAACAUUUUCAUCUGUGCCUUUUGGGUAAUUUAAUUUCUAUUAUGAAUUUCUGGUGCCUAUGAGCUAGCUAUCACCUACCUGAAAGGUGCUUAGAGGUGAAGGUACUGUUUCUAAAAACACAUCACUGUGACACCUUUCUAUCCUCACAUUUCCAAGCUUGCCUCUUUUCUGUUCUUUGUGCAUAUCACUUAAGCGAUUGUGUUAUUCAUAAAGAUUUAGAAAUUUCAAUAUUCCCAACACUCUGACUAUGUUUCUGGUUUUAUAACAGUAGCCAUUUUUGAAUGUCAGAUGUUCGGCCUGUUUUAUAUGAAUAAAGUUUAUUUAUAAAGUAUUAUAAAAAGUAAAUAAACAGAACAUUAAUAA
Messenger RNA from Mandrillus leucophaeus (drill), 3134 nucleotides. It is a transcript of the gene CXADR, whose product is annotated as coxsackie virus and adenovirus receptor. Bases 36 to 1052 code for a protein of 338 amino acids. Lineage: Eukaryota; Metazoa; Chordata; Mammalia; Primates; Cercopithecidae. The transcript has 6 exons. Gene Ontology annotation, molecular function: cell adhesion molecule binding. Gene Ontology annotation, biological process: homotypic cell-cell adhesion. The record is from RefSeq and is a predicted model, not a curated record. Gene Ontology annotation, cellular component: basolateral plasma membrane; bicellular tight junction; intercalated disc.